Molecule: messenger RNA, 1564 nt
Organism: Rhagoletis pomonella (apple maggot)
Lineage: Eukaryota; Metazoa; Arthropoda; Insecta; Diptera; Tephritidae
Exons: 2
Coding region: 381-1430 (349 amino acids)
Molecular function (GO): zinc ion binding; nucleic acid binding
Source: RefSeq, a predicted model, not a curated record
AUAAGUAUGACCUAGAUUUAGAGAAUACAACCAUGUAAAUGCAAAUGACCUAGAUUUAAGAAAUAUAAAUACAACUCUGUAUAUGGAAAGCGUCUGGGUAGAGACAAGAAAAACGAAAUAAAGACAUUCGUUAAAUAGCAUCGAGCGAGUGAAGUUGUGCGUUUUGGUGAUCGGCCUCUUUUUUAUUACCUGCUACAGUCGCCAGAAGUAGGAUUGAUAUCCCAAUUUUUUUUUUAGUGUUUUACGCCCUCGUACAAACAUUCGGACUGCAUAAUACCUGCUAAGGUUGCGACGAAAUUAAAAAGUUUAUAGCGCUCACGGACACAAAGAGAAAAAUAACUUACUAUUUACGUGUAACAAAAUUAAAGUCAGCGUGCAAGAUGGAGGACACCAUUGCGGUGGAAACAUACACAACAACACAACUGAAAGAGUGGCUGCAGCGUUUGAGUCUUAAGACAAGCGGAACGAAGAUGGACCUUGUUAAGCGUUUAAACGAAGUUCCCCAAGCGACACGUGGAAAUUGCCCGAUUGCUGCCGAAGAAGCUGGUGUUGGUGAGGCUUCGCUCGGACAUGAUGACAUACGCACACUCAAAGCAGAGCUAAGUAAACUAAAGAAUCAAUGCGAAAUUCUAACGCACCAAAAUGAGUUGUUGCUAACCAAAAUGCGAACACAGAUAUGCGAAACUGACGCCGCUGCUACAGAGUUGCCAUUCGAUGUGGUUAAAGAGUUUUUGCCGGAAUUUAAUGACGAAGCUGAUUUUGAAGUUUGGGUUGAACAGUUUAAAAAUUUAACAUCGCUUUAUGUGUUGGAUGAAAAUUUGCAACGAGUGCUUUUGAUGAAUAAAUUAAAGGGCAAAUCCCGACAAUGGCUGCAAUCAAAACCGAAUUUGGUUACUGAACAUGUUGCAGAGUUACUUAAGCAGCUGGCGGAGUUCUUCGAAGUCAAAGAAAAUAAAAUGAUUCUUCGGCGCAAGUUCGAAAUGCGUAAAUGGAUCCACAGUGAAUCAUUCCUUGAUUAUUUUAAAGAAAAAACCGCGAUGGCGAAGAAGAUAUCAAUUGAGGAGGACGAACUUGUUGACUGCAUUAUUGAGGGUAUCCCGGAUGAACAGCUUAGAACACAAGCACACAUGCAGUGCUAUUUGUCUACAGCCAGCCUGGUGCAAGCAUUUUCGAAAAUACAACUAAAGAAGAGCGUGACCUCAGCUAAAGCAGUCUCUACGUCUACAAACGCGAAGGUGCAGAAAGGAACAAUGGUAAUUCGCUGCUACAACUGCAAUUCUUUAGGACAUUUCGCCGCAGAAUGCAAAAAGCCGAAGCGAGAAAUGGGUGCCUGUUUUGCGUGUGGAAGCCUCGAGCAUCGUGUUGCAGCUUGUCCUGACAAGAAAUCCGCAGUUCAAUUUUUGGAAGACAAUGAAUAUAAUGCCUCAUAGACUCCGGCAGCCCAGUGAGUUUCAUCAGACGCUCCAGUUUAUCGCAUAAUUUGAGUUUGAUUAAAAGUGUAAUGAAAUAUGAUAAUAAAUGUUUUUUCGGAAUUAAUAAAAGCAAACUUAAAGUUUUUGGAAAA